Molecule: messenger RNA, 1687 nt
Organism: Echinops telfairi (small Madagascar hedgehog)
Lineage: Eukaryota; Metazoa; Chordata; Mammalia; Afrosoricida; Tenrecidae
Gene: E2F2
Product: E2F transcription factor 2
Exons: 7
Coding region: 1-1296 (431 amino acids)
Biological process (GO): regulation of transcription by RNA polymerase II
Cellular component (GO): RNA polymerase II transcription regulator complex
Molecular function (GO): DNA-binding transcription factor activity, RNA polymerase II-specific; protein dimerization activity; RNA polymerase II cis-regulatory region sequence-specific DNA binding
Source: RefSeq, a predicted model, not a curated record
AUGCUGCGAGGGCCCCGGGCCCUGGCUCCGGCCACCGGGCCGACCCCAAAGGGGCUGCCGGUGAUGAGUCCUAGCGAGCUGUGGCCGCCAGGCCUUGGCAGCCCCCAGCUCUGCUCAGCCGCCACCACCUACUAUACUUCGCUAUACCAGCAGACGGUGCCCCCCGCCACGGCACCCGGCACCUGCCUCGACGCCACCCCCCAUGGACCAGAGGGCCAAGCAGUGAGAUGUGUGCCCGCAGGCCGUCUGCCGGCCAAGAGGAAGCUGGAUCUGGAGGGGAUCGGGCGGCCUGCAGUCCCUGAAUUCCGGACCCCUAAGGGGAAGUGCAUCCGAGUGGACGGCCUCCCCAGCCCUAAAACUCCCAAGUCCCCCGGGGAGAAGACACGGUAUGACACGUCCCUGGGACUGCUCACCAAGAAGUUCAUUUACCUCCUGAGCGAGUCGGAGGAUGGCGUCCUGGACCUGAACUGGGCUGCCGAGGUGCUGGACGUGCAGAAGCGACGCAUCUAUGACAUCACCAACGUGCUGGAGGGCAUCCAGCUCAUCCGCAAGAAGGCCAAGAACAACAUCCAGUGGGUAGGCAGGGGGCUGCUUGAAGACCCCACGCGGCCUAAGAAGCAGCAGCAGCUGGGCCAGGAGCUGAAGGAGCUGACGAGCACGGAGCAGGCCUUGGACCAGCUCAUCCAGAGCUGUUCUCUGAGCUUCAAGCACUUGACCGAAGACAAGACCAACAAGAGACUGGCCUACGUGACUUACCAGGACCUCCGGGCUGUCGGCAACUUCAAGGAGCAGACGGUGAUCGCGGUCAAGGCUCCUCCGCAGACGAGGCUGGAAGUGCCCGACAAGAAUGAGGAGAAUCUGCAGCUCUACCUGAAGAGCACUCAAGGGCCCAUAGAAGUCUACCUGUGCCCGGAGGAGGUGCAGGAGCCAGACAGCCCUGCCAAGGAGCCGCUCUCUUCCACCUCCACCGUUGACCCCAGCUCUGACUCAGGCGAGCCUGGCAGCUGUGCCAGCCCCGGAAUCGUGGAAACCGAACCUGCCUCAGUGCUUCCUCAGCAGGUCCUGCAGUCGCCCCUGGUCCCCCUGGAAGCCACGGACAGCAUGUUGGAUCUGCCACACCCACUCCUGCAGCAGACCGAGGACCAGUUCCUGUCCCCAACGCUGGCGUGCAGCUCCCCGUUGGUCAGCUUCUCCCCGUCCCUGGAUCAAGAGGACUACCUGUGGGGCCUGGACUGCGGAGAGGGCAUCAGCGACCUCUUUGACUCUUAUGACCUUGGGGACCUGCUGAUUAACUGAGUCACCCUGCCUGUCCCCAGCUGCCCUGCCCCUGUCUCUACCUCCUCAUGGACAGACUGACAGAUCUUCUGCCCACACAGGGACGUUGGACAUGAGGUGCUGCCCUGAGGGCAUGGGGGUGGGGGGAGAGGUCACUGCUCCUUUCCCACGCCCUGUCAGCAGAAGCUGCUUGGAGGGCUUUGGAGGAGGCAGCCGAGGGGUGUUAUCAGGGGUUCGGGUCCUUCCCCUUCCUAAUGGGAGCCGGUCCCGGCUCCUCUCGUCUUCUGACCUCAGACCUCUCACAGAAGGGCCACAGGCGAGGAGACCGGGUCGGGAAAAGGCCUUCCGGUUCCUUUUGAGGGGUCAUUAGGGCCCUCCGUUUAUUAAGAAGCACUUAAUGCCUUUGUAUUUA